UAAAAUCAGAUACUGUAAAUAACCAUGCUUAGUUGGAGACUUUAGAUAUAAAAACAGCUACUUAAUUAUUAGAUAAUGUAUUCAAUAUGUUUAGGCAUGUCAAUAGGGCAGCGCGGUGGCUUUAUUAUGACGACAAAGUUAGAUCAGUGCACUGAUGCGUGACAUGUUCUACAUUAUGAUGACAAUAGUGCGUAACAGUUACUGUAUUUUGACAUCAUAAUGCUCGCGUUCCAUAGACGGGUAUAAAUAGCAGCUCACAGAACUGCAGUCACUCACUCAUUCAAUGAUCAUCUGAGCGAAAGCGAAGAUCAUAGAGAGAGAGUUUUUAUCGACUUUACAAAGCGAUAAAAAGCUACAUCGAGUGCGAGAGUGCAGAAAUAUACGAGUUUACAACCACUUAUACGUAGUGUAUUGGUGUUUGUUCACACGUGUUUUCGUGUAACUUGACCGCUCAUCUAACAUAAUGUACUCCGGUUUGUCCCUCGACACCGAGGGCGGCACCCAGAGUAGAGACGAUGACGGGCUUGAAGUCAGCUUUUGGAGUGACUGGUUCCCUGGUCUGACCAUCAAUCAUUCACGGGAUUUGUCGCACUUUGCUGACGGAAAGUUUACGGAGGCGUCUAUUUUACGUGCUAUGGACGACAGUCCAGAAGUACGUUUGCCCCUCACCAACACCGAGGGAGGCAUUUCUAAGAGUAAAGGAGAUCAUGGACAGGAAGUCAGGAGUGACAGUUUUCCUGAUGUCAGCAACAUCCAGGCAUGGGAUAUGUUGCUCUCCAUUGACCAAAUGUUCAUGAAACCCUUUAUUAUACAUGCUGAGGACAGCAGUCCAAAAGCAUGUUUGUCCCCCAUUUCCACCAUGGGGGACAUCUUUGAAAGAAAAGGAGGAAGGGGACUUGAAGUCGGCGUUUGCGGUGACCGAUUCCUUGACCUGAAUAUCCAUCAGUCACAGGAUUCGUCGCUCUGCGCUGGCGGAAAGUUCAGGAAUGGAUAUAUUGCACAAACUGUGGACGACAGUCCAAAAGUGUCCCUCACUGACACCGAGGUUGACACCUAUGAAAGGAGUGAAGUAAGUGGAUUGGAAGUUGGCAUUUCUAGUGACAGUUUCACUGAAUUGAAUAACAUCCCUUCAGAGGAUUUGUCACUCAGCCCUGUCAAAAUGCCAAUGGAUUUGUCAAACACCGUGGACGACAGCCCAAGAGAACAAAAUGGCAAUGGGAGGACGAUGGCCGGGAUCCGUGGGUUCUUUAAGAGAACUUGUAAGGCUGUGACGAGCCUCUUUCUCCCUAGCCGCACUAAUAAAGUGGAACCUAUUGCUACCUCAAUAAUGCCGGACACACCUCCAUCUUCUGUAGGGCUGCCUGUCCCAAUUGUAUUAAGCCUCGAGCAAAGUUCAGGUUCCCACUGGCUCGAGCAUGCAUGUCCGGUUGAGGAUGAAAAUGCAGCCAAAGUUUGCUCAAUGCCGCAACAAACUUUAAACACGGAUUCAGAUUUUGGGGAAGCGCAUGUUAUGGACACAUCGGACAUCAUGUCUGCAUCCUCGUUGCACAUCGCUGGUGAAGAUGGCAAUCAGAGGCAUGGCGCUGAAGCACUGACAGGACUCAGUGCAAGCAGUGAAUUUUCACUGCCACCUGACAUACGGUCUGUUGAGGUGAAUGAUAUUUCAUCAGAAGCCAUAGAGAUGAAAAAGAGACACCAGUUAUCUGACUCCAGGAGGGUGACAGGAAAUUCAUCUGCAUCCGUAAGACUGGACAUUUUAAAUGACAUGAAGAAACCUAAUGGAACAUUCAGUGGGGUCAACCCAGAUGAACAACCUGUCAAAAGUAAGAAGAAAAAGAAGGAAGCAGGAAAAAUCCGUAGGUUCUGCACGAAUACCUGGAAGGCUGUGAAGAAACCCUUCACCCGCCAAAGCAAUAGAGCUAAGCCUAUUGUACUGCCACACAGAUCUCCAUCUUAUGAAAAACUGCUUGAGCCCACUGAUGGAGAUGUUCAGUCUUACUAUAGAUUGAAUAAUAUCCUGGGAAAAGGAGGAUUUGGGAUGGUCCGUGAGGGAACACGCAUUUCUGAUGGUCAAGAGGUCGCCAUCAAAUUUAUGUCCAAGUUGGAAGAUGACCGUACUAUUUUGAUUCCUGGCCAUCCCAAACCUCUGAUUACCGAAGUGGCUUUGAUGCUUAAGAUGAGCGAAGCUCCCUUAAGCCCAAAUGUGAUCAGAAUGUUUGAAUGGUUCGAAGACCCCAAGGAUGUAAUAGUGAUUAUGGAGUACCCUAAGCCCUGCCUAAGCUUAUGGAGUUGUCUCUCAGAACCACUGAGUGAAAACACAGCACGUGUUUUAAUGCGUCAAGCAGUACAGGGAGUAAUCGACUGCAUUGACCACGGCGUGUUUCACACGGACAUCCAUCCGGGCAACAUUCUGGUCAACACAAGCACACUGGAGCUCAAGUUAAUUGACUUCGGUUGUGGUCAGCUGUUGACUACUGCUGGCUACGAUAUAAGUCAGUAUAGAGGAAUAGCAGACUACUGCCCACCUGAGGUCUUUAAGAAGCGCAGAUAUCAGGCCAUCCCCGUAAACGUCUGGGGUCUAGGUUUGGUUCUGUUUAAAAUGGUCAACGGGCGUACAAGUAUGCCGUUUGAAAAUUCAAAGAAAGUCCAGUUUGUGAAUCCUGACUUAUCGGAAGAAUGUCGUAGCAUUAUUUGUAAGUGUUUAGCUCUUAAACCAGCUAAACGGCCCAAGUUAAAGCAGAUCUUGAAACACAGGUGGUUUAUUCAAGAAUGAAGGCAGGCAGGGUCUUCAGUUCAUCACUGCUGUCAGACAUGAGGGCUAAACAUAAAUGUGCUGGACAUUACACAGGACUGAGUUGACCAGACCAGACCUCAUUAAUCUACUUUUAUUAUUUAUUUAUUUUGUUUUGUCUUUAUAGUUAUACUUAUAUAUAUACUUUUCAUUAUUAUUAUUAUUAUUAUUUGUCAUUCAUUUUAUAUUUAUUUAGUUAUUAUUGUAAUAUUUUUACAUUAAUUGUUUGCAUUUUAGAUGUCGUCUUUACAAAGACUUUUCCUGAAAUAAUGUAACUUUUCUAAUUUUGAUAAUUAAAUUGUCAUAUUAAUUAAAUGUUUUUUCUUAAAUGUCAUUAUUUUAAUAAAUCAGAUAC
Misgurnus anguillicaudatus (oriental weatherfish) is the source of this 3146-nucleotide messenger RNA. RefSeq lists its product as uncharacterized. The record is from RefSeq and is a predicted model, not a curated record. Gene Ontology annotation, biological process: negative regulation of apoptotic process; protein autophosphorylation; regulation of mitotic cell cycle. NCBI's taxonomy places the organism in Eukaryota, Metazoa, Chordata, Actinopteri, Cypriniformes, Cobitidae. Gene Ontology annotation, molecular function: protein serine/threonine kinase activity; ATP binding. Gene Ontology annotation, cellular component: cytoplasm.